Messenger RNA from Daktulosphaira vitifoliae (grape phylloxera), 468 nucleotides. RefSeq lists its product as uncharacterized. NCBI's taxonomy places the organism in Eukaryota, Metazoa, Arthropoda, Insecta, Hemiptera, Phylloxeridae. The transcript has a single exon. The record is from RefSeq and is a predicted model, not a curated record. The coding region runs from base 1 to 468 and encodes 155 amino acids.
AUGGGUGAAUGGUUGUCUGCGCUGUUGCACGACUACAAUAACGUGCGUAAACAUAGAACAAUCGGUAUGACACCGGUGCAAGCUGUGAAAAACCCAGACCUGGUUCGCUUCAAGUUACGUCAAAUACCGGAUAGUUUACCGGUAAAAUUUCGUGUGGGAAACAAGGUGCGGAUCAGUGUACAUAAAUCAGUGUUUGAUAAGGGUUACUUACCAAACUGGAGCACCGAACUGUUUACCGUAGUUAAGGUUAGGCAAACAGUACCGCCAACAUACUAUCUAGAAGACUAUCAGGGAAAUCCAAUACGUGGUUUGUUUUACACCGAAGAGCUGAACAAGACCAGUUAUCCGGACAUGUAUUUAGUCGAACGAGUGUUACGAACACGAGGGGACCAGUGCUUCGUUAAAUGGUUAGGAUUUAGUCCAGAGCACAAUUCAUGGAUACCCAAAACCAAUAUCUCACCUCAAUGA